UCAUCCUCUGGACAAUAUGAGUAAGUAAACUUGUUGAUAAAAUCAUUGCAAUACUGAUGGCCUCCACAAAGGUUUUCUUGCUGUCAACUUCGCCACAAGAUGAAUAGAAAAUGUCCAAGAUGAUCACUUUACAUCUGCAAUUCCAUUCCAUUCUUCUAAGAACCAUGGACCCUCAACAAAAUUUCAAAUCACCAACAUAUCUUUCGCAUCAAAAGCAUUUGCAACAAGGUCUCCAGGUGAGGUGGCUGGAUGAAAUCAAAUCACUGACAACUAUGAAUAAGCUGCAUCUGCAGAGGAAUCCACAUUGCGACCAUUGUAAACAAUUAAUAGUUCCUCUG
This is a messenger RNA of Linum tenue, 338 nucleotides long. NCBI's taxonomy places the organism in Eukaryota, Viridiplantae, Streptophyta, Magnoliopsida, Malpighiales, Linaceae. The record is from the annotation of a GenBank genome assembly.